CCCUUCAAACCCUAAUCUCAAGCGUAUUCACACUGGUCAGGAUUUGGCGCUUACAGUGGCUACUUCUACCACCCACAAAAUCAGGGCGCAGCUAUCCUGCUGCUCCGACUCAGUCCUACUGGCGCUUAUGAUCCUGAGAUGAGGCGCUCAGGAAUCAGCAAAGGGCUUGAGAGAGGCGCGUGCCAAGGGUUUAUUCAGAUUGUGAGCUGACAGCAGCAGCAGCGGGGCAGCAGCGCUUGAGGAAAUUCUGCGCAACAUUGUAACCUACCUGGUUGCUGGUGCUCGAUCCACAUAAGCUCUUGGGGGCAUGGAUUCCUUCACUAGGUUUUGCAACUAUGUAGGCUCGGGUUCGGAGCCAAGUUCAGGUAUUGCCAGAAUAACGCGCUCUGGCGAGGAACCAGCUAAUCAUGGCCCGCUCAUACGACAAGGCCCACCACUGGCAGAGCGCAUCCUGCUGAUUGAUAAUGUGAAGCUUGAGUCGAUAAGCUGUGAGCUCUGCCACCAGAUCUUUGAGGAGCCAACUGUUGCGGGAAUGUGUGGCCAUUGCUUUUGUAAGCCCUGCCUCGUCAUCUACAAGAGCACGAAAAGCAGCCAGGGGUGUCCAACAUGCGGAGCCAAGAUAUCCAAGUCGAGUGGGCUUCCAAAUCGCAGCUUGUCAACAAUCAUCGACAGCCAGCGAAGGUUCUGUGUCAGCAGAUACAUCUAUGACUGCUCCAGCAAGAAGUAUGUGGAGCUGCAGGACGGGUGUAUGUUCGUUGGUUCGUCUGACCAAUUGGUGGAGCACGAGGUGGCGUGUCCCAUGAUGCCGGUGGAGUGCCCUCAGCGCAGCUGCAAGCGCCUUGUCUUGAGGAAGGACCUCGAGGAGCACCGCAAGGCGCAGUGCUGGCUCCAGUGCGAACAGUGCGGGCUCGACAUCCAGAUAGGUCUCCAGGAGAAGCAUCUCAAGGACGAGUGCCCGGAGACGAAAUUUGGCUGUCCAAGGAGCGAUAUCGGGUGCCACAUCGUCCUCAAGCGAAGAGCCCAGGGGAAGCACUUGGAGUCAUGCCCGUACGAGCGGUAUCGAAUGGACAUCGAAGCGCUGCGGCAAAGCCUGAGAGACAAGGAGGAAGAGAUUGCUCGGCUUCGGGGCAAGACGGAACCCACCGGAGGCGAUCGGAAACGGGAGCUCAAUGGUGUCUCUUCGGAUGAAGAGACUCCCUCAAAAAGGGCGAAGACGAGGGAAGUCCAGGUAUGGAAAUUUACGGAGCAGCACGAGCACGUGGCCGUCUCGCCAGACAACGGAGAGCAGCCAGGGGACGUGCGAAAGCUUCUGACGCAUAUGGUAGGGUCGGUGGAGGGAGUGCUGCUAUCAGGGAUGAAUAAGAUCACGGCCCGUAUUCACAAAUGCGAGGCGAAAGUGACGGAUUUGGAGGCAUUGUUUCAGCAAAGAGAAUCUGGUAGAGAGGGUCUUUCAAGCUACGAAGUGACGGCCAAGGCAACCGGCAAGCAUAUGGUAACCGAAGGAGCGAGCAAGGCGCGAGAUGAGACAGCAGGACAGACUAGGACGGAGGUCAAGACUGUGCCGAAUGGUUCUCUGGCCGCUGAGAAGGUAGAGGAGCCAGUCCGCUCGACAGGGAGGGUUAUCGUCUUUAAGAAGGGGCGAUCGGCUGAGACCGAAGGUGCUGCGGGAACUCAGGGGCCCAAAAAGCUCAGGAGCGACGAGGUCCCGUCAGUUCUGAAAGUAGUGAAAAAGGAGCCGUUUACAGCAGUCGAGCAGGAUCCGGGCAAGGAGAGAGCGGAAGGAAACGGCAAUGGCAGCCAGCUUCGAGAAGUGAAGAAAGAGCGGAGUCCUUCGAUGGCGCGUACUCUGGGGGGUCGGACUUCAGAGGAGCGAGUAGUGCCAGGUCGUACGGAAUCGGAGCGUAAGGCGGGGCGAAGUCUGGAAGGGCGUUUGGAGAGGGCCAAGUCGGAGCAGAGGUCCAAUCGUGAUGGGAAGACGGAUCGCGAUCUGGAGCGGAGGGAAGAAAGCAAGCCACGCUGGAGGUUAGGACAAGUGGGACAUCGAGAGUAUGACAGGAGGCCGGCACAUGAAUUAGAGCAAGAGCAAGGGCGCGAGAGGAGAGUGAGACACGAUGUGCACCGCAGGCUUGAGGAACCAGGGUCCGCCAGCAGCGGCUUCCACGUGGCGAGCCAUGAGCAUGGCCAGCAUGCGGAAGCAUCGUCUCCAAAGGUUGACAGAGACUUCCCGGCGCACCCCAGCAUCCGGUGCCUCUCCUUCUGGUUCCGCGCAAUUGACGUCGUCUCGCGGAUGCUGAGUCACCCGACGCCCACGCAGGGGCGGUUCAUCAGCUCCGUGGUGGGGAUCCUGCAGGAAAUGCAGCAGGGGCAGGACUUCCGCGCCCUCUUCCAGCCGAGCAGCAACCUAGAAAUGCUAGAGGCGCUCCGACAGCUGGACGAGCGGGUGCAGUGCCUGAUUGACGGCCGAGUCGACUACUCGCCGGAGGCGACCAGGGCCUGGAACAUGGCCAUGGAUUCGAUCCCAGAGGGGGUUCUCGUGUACGAUAACUGGUCGCUCAUCAAGCUGGAGAAGUUCGUGAUGAACAAGCAGGGGGGCAUGAAGUACGAUAGGCGGUUCAACGACGAGCUUCGGCGCGCGAUUGAGCAGGAAAAGCAGAAACCCAAUCUCCCGCUCAAACAAAGCGUCCUCCUGAACUCAAACGACGUGUCUCCCAGUGGAUCGGAUUCGCGGCCCCCCGGUUUUCAGGACCGAGUCCCCUUUCAACCACCCGAGAGGCCUUUCCUUGACCGGGUCGGGCCGAGGCCAGGUGGCCGGUUUGAUCCCCCGAACCGAGACUUCAGGCGCCCGCGAGACAUGUCGCCAACACCUUCUUUCCGGCCUAGCGUAAAGGACAGAAUCCUGGACCCCCGCGACACACGGAGGCAGAAUGAUGCCGGAUCCUUUGUGAAUCGUAGGUCGCCACGCUAUUCAGUCUUCGACUUGGAUAUGUGACAACCAUAAUUUUGCUUGAGGGACUAAGACACAUUAUAAGCUUGUUACUCGCUUGCUGAUUCCGCAGAUUGACUUCAAGGAGGACACCGGGCCUUCUCACAGAUUUCAUGUACCUAUUUGGAAGGGCGACGUUGCAAGCGGGGGCGCUGCGAAUGAUCACAUGCCAGUAUUUGAUGUGAUUGUCGUUUUUUAACUGGG
Klebsormidium nitens is the source of this 3187-nucleotide messenger RNA. The record is from the annotation of a GenBank genome assembly. NCBI's taxonomy places the organism in Eukaryota, Viridiplantae, Streptophyta, Klebsormidiophyceae, Klebsormidiales, Klebsormidiaceae.